Molecule: messenger RNA, 1303 nt
Organism: Eubalaena glacialis (North Atlantic right whale)
Lineage: Eukaryota; Metazoa; Chordata; Mammalia; Artiodactyla; Balaenidae
Gene: APOBEC2
Product: apolipoprotein B mRNA editing enzyme catalytic subunit 2
Exons: 3
Coding region: 126-800 (224 amino acids)
Biological process (GO): cytidine to uridine editing
Cellular component (GO): cytoplasm; nucleus
Molecular function (GO): cytidine deaminase activity; RNA binding
Source: RefSeq, a predicted model, not a curated record
AUCCUUUUCCUGUCACCCCCAGGCAGAUUUAGCUGCUGACAGCUGCUUGGGACUCUGCCGCCAGGCCUUGGCCCAGACCCGCCGCCUCUCCUCUCUCUCAGCGACUCCCAAGCCUCAGGCCCUCCAUGGCCCAGAAAGAAGAGACCGCUGAGGCCGCGGCGCCUACCUCGCAGGAUGGUGAGGAUCUGGAGAAUCCGGAGGACCCCAAGAAGCUGAAGGAGCUGGUGGAGCUGCCGCCCUUUGAGAUCGUCACAGGGGAGCGGCUGCCUGCCAACUUCUUUAAGUUUCAGUUCCGGAAUGUGGAGUACAGCUCCGGGCGGAACAAGACCUUCCUCUGCUAUGUGGUUGAAGCGCAGAACAAGGGAGGCCAAGUGCAGGCCUCGCGGGGAUACCUAGAGGACGAGCACGCCGCCGCGCAUGCGGAGGAAGCCUUCUUCAACACCAUCAUGCCAGCCUUCGACCCGGCCCUGUGCUACCUGGUCACCUGGUACGUGUCCUCCAGCCCCUGCGCAGCUUGCGCUGACCGCAUCGUCAGGACCCUCAACAAGACCAAGAACCUGCGCCUGCUCCUCCUGGCGGGGCGGCUCUUCAUGUGGGAGGAGCCUGAGAUCCAGGCGGCUCUCCGGAAGCUGAAGGAGGCUGGCUGCAAACUGCGCAUCAUGAAGCCCCAAGACUUCGAGUACGUCUGGCAGAAUUUCGUGGAGCAAGAAGAGGGCGAAUCCAAGGCCUUUGAGCCCUGGGAGGACAUUCAGGAGAACUUCCUGUACUAUGACGAGAAGUUGACUGACAUCCUGAAGUAGGCGAGUGGGCUCAGCCUCACGUCUGUCUGCUGCCACCAAGAGACAGCAAAGACACAUGUGGCCAUCUGGGACAUGCCUGACUUCCCAAUACCACUUGGAGCUGGACAACAUUUGACACAAACCAAUCCUACUGCACAACGCCCUCCGAGGACUCAAAAUACACUUAUGCUGUGAAUCAUUUAAGCUGUGCCUCUCUCUCUAAGGCUGCUCUUGGGAAAGAGGAAAGUGAGCUGCGAAGAGAGAAACGGCAACCAUAUAUGGGCACCAGGCAUCCGUGGGGCUGAAGGUCCGCAUUAUUCCCUCAGUUGGGCUGCUUAGGUCGAAGAGCCUCAGACCCAAAGUCUGCACAGAUCUUUGAAAUAUGUCCAGAAGUGCAUCUUAAGUUGGGAUCUUUUUUUAAGAAAAAUAGCAACAUUAAUAAAAGAGGUGGUGUGGUCUUUCUGUGACCAAGUUUUUUAAGGAACUUGGACAUUUAGAAGUUAUUAUGGACAGUGGGCAAGUCC